Vicia villosa (hairy vetch) is the source of this 1796-nucleotide messenger RNA. RefSeq lists its product as uncharacterized. The record is from RefSeq and is a predicted model, not a curated record. NCBI's taxonomy places the organism in Eukaryota, Viridiplantae, Streptophyta, Magnoliopsida, Fabales, Fabaceae. The coding region runs from base 254 to 1621 and encodes 455 amino acids. The transcript is spliced from 5 exons.
CCCCGCAACCCACUAUGUCAUGCUGGUGCUGUGUGUUUAUAUAUCACAAUUGUUUUUAGGGUUUCUAAUAAUAUUUGAUAAGAUGCGUUUUGUCAGAGAUUGUUAUCUUGUUCACCUUGGCGUCUAUUGAUUUUGUAUUUUCAGCGGUGCUCUUCUCUGCCCUGUUAGAGUUUAAAGCAAAGUUUCCAGCAGCAACUAAUCCUAAUCUCAUCUCCAAAGUUUCCAGCAGCACCUAAUCCUAAUCUCAUCUCCAAUGGAAGUCUCAAAAAGUGAGCGCAUAUUGGGAAAUCCUUAUGUAUAUGUUGGGGAGAUCUCAAAAAUGUUGAGUAUACUAGGACAACCUUUUGUAUUCUCCCAUACGGAAAACAUCGGCGACUUAUUGCUCCCUAGGAAGUGUAGCUCGAAGGAGGUGUUCCGUGCUAUGUCUAUGGCCUAUCACAAUGCUUUUAAUGCUCGUUUCGAGGUUUUAGCUUCAGUGAAGAUUGAAGAGUUGGGGUCCAUGGAAAAAACAAGAGGUAAAAUGAAAGACACAUUGAAAUGGAUGGCAGCUACUUAUAUAGGCCAAAUAGCUGAUAAGAGAAGAGAUGACAAGUAUGAGAGUUACAAGAAAAACAUAACGAGCUCUCAUGAUAUAGGUAUAGGUGAGAAGGAGAGUUCCAUGAAAUCGAGAAAGAAGAAAUCUCAUGAUAGAGAUGAGAAGGAGAGUUCCAUGCAGAAGAGAAAGAAGAAAUCUCAUGAUAGAGAUGAGAAGGAGAGUUCCAUGAAGAAGAGAAAGAAGAAAUCUCAUGAUAGAGAUGAGAAGGAGAGUUCCAUGAAAAAGAGAAAGAAGAAAUCUCAUGAUAGAGAUGAGAAGGAGAGUUCCAUGAAAAAGAGAAAGAAGAACAGCUACUCAGAUAGCUCUGAUAGCUCUGAUAGCUUGGAUAGCUCUGAUAGCUCGGAAACGGAAACCUCUGAUAGCUCAGAUAGUUCGGAUAGUGCUUAUAGCUCAGUAAGCUCACACAGCUCAGAUAGUUCUGUUGAUAAGAAACUUGAAGGAUUAGUUGACAAACGCAUUUUAUCACUGUUAAAAUUAGCUGAUGUACUGGGAUAUCCUUACGAAGAGUAUAGGCCAGCCCUUAAUGGCAUAACUGACCAGAUGGGCCGGGACGAUGUGUUACAUAUAAUGCGUUCUCAAUAUUUAACCAGCAGACAAGAUCGAUUUGAUGCUGCAACUAGAAUGGAUGAAACAACAGAUGAAAGAAGAGAUGAGGAGAAUCAGAGUUCCAAGAAAAAGAGAAAGAAGAACAGCCGUGGAACUGAUGAAAGAAGAGGUAAGAAAAAUGAGAGUUACAAGAAAAAGAGAAAGAAGAACAGCCAUGGAACUGAUGAAAAAAGAGGUGAGAAGUCUGAGAGUCACAAGAAAAAGAGAAAGAAACACAGCCAUGGAACUGAUGAAGAAAGAGGUGAGAAAAAUGAGAGUUACAAGAAAAAGAGAAAGAAGAACAGCCAUGGAACUGAUGAAGAAAGAGGUGAGAAAAAUGAGAGUUACAAGAAAAAGAGAAAGAAGAACAGCCAUGGAACUGAUGAAAGAAGAGGCGACAAGUAUGAGAGUUACAAGAAAAAGAGAAACAACAAGAGGUGAGAAGAAUAGGAUUGAUUUCCAUAAAACAAAGAAAGAAGAACAGCUAUUAGUCUUGGUGCGUUUCUAAAGUACCCUACUAUUAAUUAUAGGUUGGAGUUAUGUAUGUAAGUGGUUCAUGUAUGAGAUUGCUUGACUGGUUAUAUAUCCGGAGUCAAGGAAGACUUUACUGACUUAA